Molecule: messenger RNA, 366 nt
Organism: Lathyrus oleraceus (garden pea)
Lineage: Eukaryota; Viridiplantae; Streptophyta; Magnoliopsida; Fabales; Fabaceae
Product: secreted RxLR effector protein 161-like
Exons: 1
Coding region: 1-366 (121 amino acids)
Source: RefSeq, a predicted model, not a curated record
AUGGCUACAUGCGGUAACUUGGAAAGAAAUGAAAAUGGUAAGAAUGUGGAAGUGAAGAAAUAUAGAGGUAUGAUAGGUUCUCUUCUAUAUCUCACUGCAUCUAGGCCAAAUAUCAUGUUUAGUGUCUGUAUGUAUGCCCGAUAUCAAUCGGCCCCAAAGGAAUCUCAUCUAAAAGCUGUCAAACGUAUUUUUAGGUAUCUUCAUGGUACUUCAAAUUACGGGCUUUGGUAUUCCAACGGGAGUGAUUGUAGCUUAGUUGGUUACACUGAUUCCAAUUUUAUCGGUUGCAAGUUGGAUAGGAAAAGCACGAGUGGGACUUGUCACAUAUUUUCAAAUUCCUUGGUUAGUUGGUAUAGUAAGAAAUAA